Molecule: messenger RNA, 966 nt
Organism: Tachysurus fulvidraco (yellow catfish)
Lineage: Eukaryota; Metazoa; Chordata; Actinopteri; Siluriformes; Bagridae
Gene: nus1
Product: NUS1 dehydrodolichyl diphosphate synthase subunit
Exons: 5
Coding region: 138-956 (272 amino acids)
Cellular component (GO): dehydrodolichyl diphosphate synthase complex; endoplasmic reticulum membrane
Molecular function (GO): ditrans,polycis-polyprenyl diphosphate synthase [(2E,6E)-farnesyl diphosphate specific] activity
Source: RefSeq, a predicted model, not a curated record
UUGGCCAAUCAAGGCGCUACACGUAAGUCGGCGAGUUCAAAGUGUAAAGGUUUAACAAAAUGGCGGCGUUGAGUUUGAGGUGUUGGCAGUAAGUGAAUGGCUCGUUACCGGUUCGGUCUGUUAGUGUUGUAUUAGUUAUGGCGUUACUGUACGAUUUGGCCUGGCGUGUGUUACACGUCGUCGUCCAGCUGCAGCGCGCGGCCGUGUCGUGGUACCAGGCGCGCGCGUGGAAGCGCACUUGGCUCCUAUGGAGACGCGCCGCGGCCGCGGUGCUGCUGCCGUUAGCACUCGGAGCGGCUGCGGGGGGGAAGAGACCGAGCCGCCGGAGUCGGGUGCUGACGGACGGGAAGGCUUUAGAUAAGCUGCCGCUGCACGUCGGACUGCUGGUCGCAGAGGAGGAGCUUCAGUACACCGACAUCGCUAAUGUGGUGGUGUGGUGCAUGGCGCUGGGGAUCUCUUAUGUCAGCGUGUAUGACCACCAAGGUGUGUUCAGGAGGAACAACUCCAGACUAAUGGAGGAGAUCGUGAAGCAGCAGAAGGAGCUCCUUGGCUCGGAAAGCUGCAAGUACACGACCGAUUUCCUGAACAACGGCACAGACGCACAGGAACAAGUGUCAUGGUGCCAGUCGGUGGUAAAGGUCUUGUCUCCUGACGACGGGAAACUCAGUAUCGUGCGAGCGGCGCAGCAGCUGUGUAAGGCCGUGGAGCAGAAAGAGAGCACACCCAAAGACAUCAGCGUCACCGCGCUGGACUCUUUACUGCGAGAGUCAAACACCCUCCCAGACCCCGAGCUGGUGCUGAAGUUCGGCCCUGUGGAGAGCACACUUGGCUUCCUGCCGUGGCACAUCAGACUAACAGAGUUCAUCUCUUUGCCUUCCCACAAAGACGUCUCUUACGACGACUUCCUCUGCGCUCUUCGGCGUUACGCUUCCUGUGAGCAGCGGCUGGGAAAGUGAGCGAGUCCUC